This is a messenger RNA of Spodoptera litura, 838 nucleotides long. The record is from RefSeq and is a predicted model, not a curated record. NCBI's taxonomy places the organism in Eukaryota, Metazoa, Arthropoda, Insecta, Lepidoptera, Noctuidae.
UUUUUGGUUUAACAGGAAAAGAGCCUCGUAUUAUAGCUUAUCAGUUGGCUCAGCGGAAUCACAUAGAUAACCCAUUUAAUAUAGAAACUGGUAUGGCAGGAGAAGAUUGGCUCAGCGGGUUUUUAAAACGACACCCUAAUCUAGCAUACAGACGCCCAGAACCAACAUCAGCUGCAAGAGCGAUGGGUUUUAACAGAGUGGCAGUCGACAAUUUUUUUACAUUGUUAGAAAAUGUAGUAGAUAAACAUAAACUGACGCCUGAAAGGAUCUACAAUGUAGACGAAACGGGGAUCAGUACUGUUCCAAAAAGUCAAUCUAGGAUAUUGUCAAUGAAGGGCCAGAAGCAAGUGGGCUGCCUCUCAUCAGCAGGGAGAGGCCAGUUGGUCACUGCUGAAAUUUGUUUCAAUGCCGUUGGCACCUAUGUCCCGCCAAUGCUAAAAUACGCUCGGAAGCGGAUGAAAGAAGAACUUUUGGAUGAUGCUCCGUCACGGUUUUGGGGCACUUGCAGUGACAAUGGCUGGAUUACAACCAAAAUAUUUUUUGAUUGGUUUAAAUCAUUUGUGCAGUUUGCACAACCAACAAAAGAAAAGCCGGUAUUGCUUCUGUUAGACGGUCACUCUUCACAUACCAAAAAUAUUGACCUAAUAGAUUAUGCAAGAGAAAAUAAUGUGAUUUUAUUAUGUACACCACCACACUGCACUCACAAAAUGUACCCUUUAGACGUGUCAUUCAUGAGACCUUUAAGCACGUACUACGGGUACAGUGCAGAAGUGAAAAAUGGCUGAGAGAUCACCCUGGUCGCGUGGUUACACCAUAUCAUGUGGCAAAACUUUUUGGA